AUGUUACAAAAUAGUCAUGUGGAAUAUGAUAAUAACAAAACACAAGAUAUGAAUCAUGUGACUAAGAAAGCAGAGAAAAAAUAUAUAAAUUAUCAAGAAGAAACUAUAACAGAAUUCAGCACAGAAAAUCCUUAUACUAAAGAACUUAGUCUAGGAAUGAACCUUGAUGAUGAGAAAGCAAAGCAACCAAAUGCAGAAAUUGAAGCUAAUAGUAGCUCCCCAAAUAACAAAGAAAUGGAACAACCAAGAACUGAAACUGAAAUGAAUAAUAGUGUGAAAAGCACUCAAUUCAUGCUUUCAGAAGAAACAAUACAAAAGGAAGCUACAUUAAAUACACAAGAAAUAUGA
Molecule: messenger RNA, 348 nt
Organism: Cetraspora pellucida
Lineage: Eukaryota; Fungi; Glomeromycota; Glomeromycetes; Diversisporales; Gigasporaceae
Source: the annotation of a GenBank genome assembly